GAUAACUAGCUCACUACUGUAAGGUGCAUACUUUCAUUCACCACAUUGCUGACCCUGGACAUUUUCCAAGCAUAAUCGUGAGAUCUGAAAUAAUGGAUCACUCGCACAUCACAUAAUGCACCCCUUGCACUCUGUCAGGCGGCGGUGAUGAUUCUGGGCGUUAUUAGGAGUGUCUAGUUUUCAUUCUCCUCAUCUCUUCCACCUCUAGCCGUGUCAAUUCAUUGUAUCUGGAGUUGUAGUAUGUCUCUGCAGCCGAGUGCGCAGCGUCGCUACAUCAAUCACUUUCACAGCGCCUUGCUGGAGCGACAACCCCUGCCAGCGCUCAGCCUAUCAAUCAUACAUGUGAAGAAUGAGUCCCUACAAGUAAAAUAAUGGGUUCUUUCGAAAAGUUUUUUUAUCUCCUAUGCUUGGCUGCAUCUCUUCAAGCAGGUGUCGUUGCUCAGAUUUUUACUGAUGGAGAGGCCAAUGCAUUUCAGAUUCCUUCCUGGCACUUUUCAUUGUCCUGCAACCUGUAUAAUGAGUCCGAUGCAGGAAUAAAUCCCUCUCAGAGAAGUCUAGGCAACAUUAACAAGCAAACAAACAAGCAAACUGCCAUGAGCCCCCAUAAUACUGACCUGGUUGGAUCAGGCAUCAGGAAUGAAACGCGUUGCCAUCUUUGGAGUGACAUUAACAGUCAGAGAUCUCUUUGUGAUGACAAGGCUAUGGAAGUCUUCUGUUUGAACAUCCUGUGCUGGGUUGAUGGAAACCUGAGCCAUUUAACUUGUAAUCUGAUGCCAAGCAGCAGACCGCCAGGCACAAACAUGUUAUCUGCAGUGAGGCUGCAUUAUGAAAUAUCAGACUCCUCUUCGGAGGGUUUGUCUGGGGGACACAGAGAAGCUGUUAUUCUUGCUGAUCAAUGCAGCUGUUCUGGGGAGGAAGCCCUGCAGUGUGUCAUACCUGGGAUCAGCAUGAAUUACACCUACACCCUGCUCCUAUCAGUCACACAUCACCAGAGCCGUGUCGAGGCUCCAGCCAUUCAAGCCACUCCAAGAGACCUUGUGAAGCCUCACCCACCACGUAGCCUGCAGUACGAGAUGACUGCAGAGGGGGAGUCGAGGAUCAGCUGGAGAAGCCCACAGCCAGCACCUUACGAUCUGCAAUAUGAAGUCCGCUAUUCUGCAAGUGCUACUGAAAAAGCCUGGACGAGUAUAGAAGGUGUCUUGGAGGCGUAUGUGACUCCUGGUGAUUUGAAAGCUGGCUUGGAUUAUACUGCUCAGGCUCGCUGCAAGAGGGACAGGGGGCCUGGUCUCUGGAGUAGCUGGAGUGAACCCCUCUAUAUAAGGGUGCAUGAAGUGACAUAUAUUCCUGCAACAGUGCUGACUGCUGCUGGUUCGAAUGUAACUGUAUACUGCGUAUUUAAUAACCGGAGCCCCAGUGUAAAAAAGGUGGUGUGGUGGCUGAAUGCAUCCGAAAAAGUUCCUGAAAAGCUGUAUACUGUGGUGAAUGACCAUGUGAGCAGGGUCACCCUGCCUAAUGUGAGCCCUUCAAAACCCAGAACUUAUCACCUGUUACAGUGUUGCCAGCAAACAGGCGAAACAUCAGACUGCAACUACCGCUAUGCUCAAAUCUAUGCUGUCGAUGUCAACUUUCUGAUCUCUUGUGAAACCAAUGGAUUCCAAACCAACAUGACUUGCAAAUGGAAUCCUAAUGGAAUACAGCUGCCCCAGGGAAGCAGUGUCCGGUUCAUAUACCAUAUUAGGAAUGACAUCUCUUGUGAUACCCUGCAAGAUGACCUGCAUGGCGCUGAUGCAAAGGAGUGCCAGCUAGGCGUUCAUGACGAGUGCACAUUUCAACCCCUUUACCUGUAUUUUUGCCACAUAAUGUGGAUUGAGAUCCACUACAAUCUGGUAACAGUGAGAUCUCACCCAGCAUACAUCACUCCAAUGGAUGUGGUAAAGCCAGAUCCUCCUUUCAAUGUAAAAGCAGAGAUCACUCGGACUGGAGGAUUCUUGAAUGUGACCUGGGAGAGAAGAGAGCUGCCUGUCUAUGAUCUUCAGUUUGAGGUUCGCUACUCUGGAGAGGAGCAGGACAGGAAAUGGAAGACCCUUGGCAGUGUAUAUAAUGAACAGGCUUUGAUGGAAGUGGCGGAUCCCUGUGUUGUCUAUGUGGUUCAGGUCCGUUGUAAGAGGCACAAUGGGACUGGACACUGGAGCACAUGGAGUAGCCCAGUGAACACUAGGGUUAAUGAUAUUAGGGCUCCAGCAAGGGGUCCAGAUUUUUGGAGAGUAAUCCACGAGGACACUGUGACCAAGCAAGCAAAUGUUACUCUGUUAUUGAAGCCUCUGAAUAUAAAAGAAGUCCUCUGUACUGUGAAGGGCUUCAGAGUCCAGCAUCAAACCUCCAGUGGCUCCAUGUGGUCUGAUGACCUGAGCAGCCCCACUGCCUAUAGUUUUCCCUGGACAGAAGACUUUCACAGUGUGUCAGUCAUAGCCUUCAACUCCUUGGGAUCUUCAACGGAAAACUACAUUUUAAAUGUAUCAAGGCAUGCGAGAAAAAUACAGUGUGUUCAGUCUUUCCGUGCAUCCAUUGUAAACAGCAGUUGUGCAGCACUUUCAUGGAAACUCCUACCAGGCAGCCCUCUUCCUGAGUCUUUCGUUAUUGAAUGGGAACAUCAAAAGAAAGGAGGAGGAGGAGGAGGAGGAGGAGGAGGAGGAGGGGAGGACAGCUUUAAAUGGGUACGAGCUCCUUCAAACCAGGCCGCCAAAUACUACUUAUCUGAUGCCUUUUUUGUACAUGAUGCGUACAGGUUUAUUCUGUACCCAAUAUUCCCAGAAGGGGAGGGAUGGCCAGAGAAGUUUUACAUAAACAAUAAAGGUGACAAUGGGAGAAGCAGAGGAGAAGGAGCAGCCUACAUACUACUUCUUAUAAUUGCUUUUCUGUCAGCUGUUCUGCUUGUGACACUUGCAAUCUCCCAACACCAAAUGAAAAAGCUGGUUUGGAAAGAUGUGCCUAAUCCUAAUAAUUGCUCCUGGGCUCAAGGAGUGGACUUUAAAAAGGCAGAAACCAUCAGAAACCUCUUUAAGCACCACGAGAGGCUGACAUCUGGCCCGCUUCUCUUGGAAUCAGAUAGAAUUUCCGAAGCUGUAAUAGUUGAGAAAAUGAAACAAAGUGUGGAGGAGAAGGAGACCAGAGUUGCCUUGGAUGUCCCACUGAGCCAAAGUCAUGAACCGCAGCAGGAUCCCCCCCCUUCUGAGCAACACAGCCACACUGAAGAAGAGGAGAGGGAGCAGGUUGUCUACCCAGAGAGUUCAGGAGAGCCCCAAAUAGAAUACGCCACCAUUCUGAUCCCGGGAGAGCACAGCGAUCUAUACAAACAGCAGAAAAGCAUCAGCAGCUCCUCCGACGAGGGGAACUUCUCCGCUAACAACUCGGACAUUUCUGGGUCCUUCCCCAGCAAUCUGUGGGAGGUGGAAAAUCAGUCCUGCAUACACUUAGCCCAGAUCAACCCGCAGAUGCUGCGCUCCUUUAAUUCUUCAGAGGGCUUUUCAGAAGCUUCUGAUGACCAGGACUACAGUCUUCUCGAUGAUCCGUGCCCCGAAAGAGACAUUUACUACCUGGGGCAGGUGUCGACUGAGGAGGAGGGGGUGAAGGAAAAGUUCUUGAAAGAGGAUGCACAGGUUCCGUGCCAGGACAGUAGAGAUGAGACAGGACAUGAAGCCAAUCCUUUAUUGAGCUGCCAUUCUCUGCUUCAAUUCAAGAUGAACAAAACAGAUUUACCUCAGAAGAGUAGCAGGUUAUAUAUGCCCCAGUUUCGAGCAGUGUCUAAUGCAAUUCCAAAAAUAACCAAAGCACAAAAAUAAAUGAUACAAAAAAAAAAAGCUUGCUAAGAACUAAACAUUUUAUUUGUUUCAAUUCAAUUCAGAUCAAUUCAAAGGUGAUUUAUUGGCAUGACUAACAUUAACAUAACAACAGAUUUCUAUUUUUCUGUUGUGUGUUUCAGUAUCUGUAAAGUCCUGUGUUACGAUAUGUAAGGUUUGUACCAAACUACUUUCUCAGUGUGCUGUUUUUCUAAUGACAGCAGGAGAUGAUUUUGUCAAAACUUUGAAAAGGCAUAACUUUGUAAUUGUGAUUUUACACAGUGCCUUCUGUGGGAACAGUGUAACUGCAAAACUGGUUGCAUAUCUGGAUUGGAUUCCAUAUAUUUUUGUGAUUAAAAUAAAGCAUUUAUUGUCAAA
Molecule: messenger RNA, 4214 nt
Organism: Polyodon spathula (Mississippi paddlefish)
Lineage: Eukaryota; Metazoa; Chordata; Actinopteri; Acipenseriformes; Polyodontidae
Gene: lepr
Product: leptin receptor
Exons: 21
Coding region: 372-3839 (1155 amino acids)
Biological process (GO): cytokine-mediated signaling pathway
Cellular component (GO): membrane; external side of plasma membrane
Molecular function (GO): cytokine receptor activity; protein binding
Source: RefSeq, a predicted model, not a curated record